GGUUAAGCAACUGAGAAGGGAAGGAUCAGGGAAACAAGAGAUGGAGAUGAUGAGGGUGAAGAGUGAAGAAAACCUGGGAAGGCGCCGCAUGUGUGUGGCAGAUGCUGAAGCUCAAGGGACACGCUGUGUCAAGAGACGACGAAGAGAUCCAGCUAUAGUCACACUUGGUUGUGAUGAUCAAAGUCAGCAACAGCAGCUGCCAAACCAACAACCUGAUCAAGCAUCUGCUGCUACCACUGUGAAGAGAAGUUCAAGAUUUCGCGGUGUCAGCAGGCAUAGAUGGACAGGUCGGUUUGAAGCUCACUUGUGGGAUAAGUUUUCUUGGAAUGUAACACAGAAGAAGAAAGGGAAACAAGGAGCCUAUGAUGAAGAAGAAUCUGCAGCCAGAGCAUAUGAUUUAGCUGCACUCAAGUAUUGGGGGGCAUCAACUUUCACGAAUUUUCCGAUUAUGAGAAAGAGAUUGAGAUAA
Molecule: messenger RNA, 469 nt
Organism: Vitis vinifera (wine grape)
Lineage: Eukaryota; Viridiplantae; Streptophyta; Magnoliopsida; Vitales; Vitaceae
Product: AP2-like ethylene-responsive transcription factor At1g16060
Exons: 4
Coding region: 41-469 (142 amino acids)
Biological process (GO): regulation of DNA-templated transcription
Molecular function (GO): DNA binding; DNA-binding transcription factor activity
Source: RefSeq, a predicted model, not a curated record